GGGAAAUGUUGGACAUGAAGGGGCUUGUGCACGUUGUAGAGUAAGCAAUUCGCAGCUGCUCACCUCUUUCUUCCCUUUGACCCUGUCCUUUUUUUUUGUUCUCCUGCAAUCGCGAGCUAUCGCCGUAGCGUCGUCCUUGUGAUUUUUUAUAUCUGCACGCACGGGUUCCCCUGGCACUACCAUUCGCAAGUAUCGUGCGCCAAAGAUUAAAAGAAGGGCCACUCCGGUGGUGGCACCACGCAAGCAACAUAAUUCCCUUUCCAUCGUUUCGAGGCUACGUCGUCGCAAGGGCUCCACCAUAGCGCGGCCAUUCGGCCUGCCCACAACGCUUCCUAAUUCCUUCUAUUCUCGGUUCGUCCAGAAUGCCGGAUGUGAAGGCGACUGAAACUGUGGGAAACCCGUCCUCAACGGAGAGCAAGGAUCGCAAGGACCCGACAUCGCCAGGCGCUUUCCGCAAAUUGUGGAAGGGAUACUUUGGCAAAGCAUCAAAAGAAGAUGUCUCGCUAGCUUGGCAAGCCGUUUCACACCUUGCCCAGACGGGAGAAUCGCUUUUUAGGCUGGAAAACGCCAGUUGGCGCAUAUGGAGUCGGAAGACGCCAGCUGAAUCAGCUGAAAUGUCUACCAUUGAGCAAACUGAGCAGACGUCUCCCGUAGUUCCGGUUGCAGAAGAGUCACCUGCUCCUGCCUCAGCUCCUACAACUCCUACAGACCCUGGACGCCGCCCAACCUUAUUGGAAUCAUAUUUGCCACAAAAGAUCGCUGAACUUCCGACCACCGUUUUGGAGCGGUUAAAGAAGGAUUCCGUCACCGGCACUAUAUCGUCGCUUUUAGGGGAGCCGUUAGCUGAUCUCAUUAGCUCGGCGAUUGCACGUGCUGAAGCCACGGGACUACUCGACAUCGGUGAGGCACAAUAUGAUCGCUGGCGACUCCAGUCCUCCCCGACAUCCUUCAUUAAAAAGUGGAAUUGGCUGAGCGGUCGCGGUGGAAAAGGGGAGGGACUUGAUAGGAUAGAUUCUGCUGUAGAUCUAGACGCCGAUGGUUCGAUUGACGAAAUCUUCAAACGGGUGGACACCGACAAGGGAGAUGAUGAGAAUUCCAUCGCCUUUCUUCUACCUCCGCCAGUUCCGCCAAACACACCUUCCGCUUCUCCAGGUGUCGAUGUUCUUGUGGAGCAUUGUCGACAGAAUCCUCAUCAAUUUCGCAAACGUUCCGUGCAAGCAAUUCCGAUCAAGCAACCGUCACUUCUGUCCAAACUGAUCGACGAGUCGUUGAAGGAACAAGACGUUUUUCAGGCAGCUGCCCAAAGACGGCGUUUGAUGCGACUAAUGCGACGUAGGGCUAUUGAAUUUGAAGGCGAGGACAAGCGCGGCAUGGACGUUGAAACUUACAUGAAGCUUGUUGACGCGUGUGACGAUGCUGCUAGCACAGGUGGAAACGACCGUCAUUGGAAGCCAUCUGACGUUGAGCCAUUUGGGGACUCUGAAACUCGGAGGAAAGUGACUGAUACUGCACAGAGCCUCAUUGAUCCCACAUGGCGCAUUCGAGAUACCCGCAGCCGUCGAAUGCCUUGGUUUGAGCGCAGUCGAAGUGCGAUGUACGAUGAUGGGGACUUAGAUAGCUUUCUGGUAUGGUAAAUGUAGGUGUGAUGGCAGAGGUUUUUUGUACAUAGGAGAUGCGUUUGGGAUCUGCAGCGGAUAGAACGAGCCAGGAAGGCGUAUGAUCGAACCGUUGGCAUACAUUGACAGUAUUUCGUAAUGGGGUUUCCUAAUACUGGUGUACAUAGUUUGUGGGAAAAUACUGCCUUGUAGCAUUGCAGCCUAUUUGAAUUAACCACAUUUAUGGUG
This is a messenger RNA of Spizellomyces punctatus DAOM BR117, 1844 nucleotides long. RefSeq lists its product as uncharacterized. The record is from RefSeq and is a predicted model, not a curated record. The transcript has 3 exons. Lineage: Eukaryota; Fungi; Chytridiomycota; Chytridiomycetes; Spizellomycetales; Spizellomycetaceae. The coding region runs from base 363 to 1634 and encodes 423 amino acids.